UGGUUGCUUUCAGGCCAUCUGUUCAUUACUAUUGAAUGUACACGUAUACAUGUAGUUGCAAUGGUAUGUUAUUGACAGAACUAGCACUGCAACAACAUGGCAGCAGACGAGUCCGUCUGUGUUGUUGACUUUGAGCCGUAUUUAAAGCGAGGCUUGGAGGCUACCUGGUACGACUAUUACAGCAAUGGAGCCGGUGAGGGACAGACACAUCGAGACAAUGUUAAGGCCUUUUUGAGGUAUCGGCUCCGACCCCGUUACUUGCGUGACGUAUCCAACCGUGUGACUCGAACGAGCAUCCUGGGUCUUGACAUUGAGUUUCCGGUAGGGGUCAGUCCAACUGCUACCCAUGGGGUCAUACAUGGUGAUGGGGAAAAGGCGACUGCUAGAGCCGCAGCAAGCGCUGGCACAGUGAUGGUCUUAAGUUUAUACUCAAGCAAGUCCCUUGAAGAUGUAGCAGCAUCAGUUCCCGAAGACACCCUUCUCUUCAUGCAACUCAACAUCUUAAGAAGCAGAGUUAAGACGGAGGAGAUUAUCAAGAGGGUCGAUGCUACCGGGCGGUACAAGGCACUAGUUGUGACUAUUGAUCAGCCUGUAUAUGGAAGGAAGCGAGCUCAACCUCUUAACGCAUUAUUGUAUGCUAAACAUACGCAGGUACCGAACAUUCUUAAUCAUCCAGGCGAGACUUGGUGUGACAGUAACUCAAUAGACCCUGCCUGUACAUGGGACGACAUCAAAUGGCUUCAGGGUGUUACGUCAUUACCUAUCAUUCUCAAAGGUAUACUCACAGCUGAGAGUGCCAAGAUGGCGGCUAGCCUCGGUGCUGCUGGUAUCUUAGUUUCUAAUCACGGAGGACGGCAGUUGGAUGGCGUAGCUGCAACGAUAGAUUCAUUAUCAGAGGUGGUCGAGGCAGUAAAAGGUUCAAACGUUGAGGUGUAUCUCGAUGGUGGAGUCCGUAAAGGAACCGACGUACUCAAAGCACUGGCCAUGGGGGCUAGAGCCGUCUUCAUCGGUAGGCCGGCACUCUGGGGUCUCGCUUACAAUGGUGAGGCAGGAGUGAGGAAAGUUCUAGAUAUCCUGAAAGACGAGUUCAGUUUGGCAAUGGCACUGGCUGGUUGUUCAUCAGUUGCUGAAAUCACACCAGAUUUGGUCAAGGCUUCCCCGUAUGGCAGUCUGUGACGUCACUCUCACUGACUUUACAAAGCUCCUGGCGUAUUGUUUAACGUUUUACAUUGAGAGGUUGACAACAAUUAUUACUCGCAAGUCAUGAGCGUUUUCAGUGUAGGGCGCUGCGUAUUAUUUUUUAGAAGCUCCAGCCACACAGUCCCUUGCUGGUUCGUCGUCAGAAAGAAUGUGAUGAGAAGUUGUUUGCCGUUUUUUCUUCAUAAGGAAGACCCGUAGUCUGACUGCCCUACGAUAUAUCUCAAGAUACAAGACGAAAAAAAAAAUAUAAAAAAAUAGAGGAGUGUAAGGAACACACAAAACUAUACCAAGAUCCAAUCCAACGGUACACAUAAUAAAAAAUGAUGAGACAAGAAACCAAACGAUCUUCAAUGAGACAUCGUCCACUUUUAUUGAAACUGUAUUAUUCAUGGAUAUUCAAUACUGAUACUUGCUAGUCUCUCACUUCAGUUGCACUGUGCAUGGAGGUACAAUGGCUAGUGUAUGCCACUCUGGCUAGUCUUUCUUCGUGCGUGUAUCUAUACACCUAGUCUUGGUGGAAGUCCUUGUUUUGAUCUGUCAACAUUUCACCCAAGAGAGGGCGCUACUGUCUAAAACAGAUAUGCCUGCAUUUUGGAUAACAUUGACAAUAUUAAACUAUGAAAGUUAUUGCCACUACACUGUAUACAACAACAAAUAAUAGAAGAUUUUUAUAGAAAAAUAGAAGCAAAUAUCUUGGGUUGAGGGUUUUCAUUUGCACUUUUGUUUAGAAAGCUUGUCGUCGUUAAACAUUUUACACAAAAUAAAUACCAUGUUUUAUUGCUUUUUUUCUGGAAAAUGAUUGCCACCAUUCACAAAUUUGUAACGGUACCUGUGACCAAAGUUUAUAAAAAAUAUUGCUUAAAAUCUACAUACAUGAUGAUGUAGGCCAUGUGACCUGUGACAUCAUUACAAGAGAGCCACACAGACUGGACUCUAUGUAGGACUUAUUUAGACAAAGCUCAAUUGAAGAAAACGUUCUCUAUAAAAGUUUUAAAUUUGUAUCAAUUUUAAAAUGAGAAAUGUUAAAUCCCUUUUUUAACUAUAUAUUUUGUAUCCCUGUUAAAGUUUGAAUACUAAGGGAAACACAUAUCAAGAUUAUUACAAUUCAUUUUUUUUGUUUAUAUAAAUACUACAAGACAUCUGACCGACAGACAAAAACUAAUGCCGACACCACAAAGAUUAGAAUAAUUUACACUUACCCGAAAAACCAAGAUCAAAGUUACCUCAAACCAUAGUUAGGAAGAAUUGCACCGAAAUUACAACUUUCAAAGUUGAGUUUGAAUAAAAAGAAAGCUACGUUAUUUCAGUAAUAAUACAGUGAGAAAUUAGAGAUAAAGAAAGUUUCUGACAAAGAUCUACUUUAAUACACAAGUUUGCAGAGAAACUAUGUAAACUAAAAGUUUUUAACAAACGUAAAUGUUUAUCAAAAAUAUAUUAUACAUCAAUGUAAUUCAAGGAAUACUGAAGAAAUAUUCCACUUAAUUUAGUCUCAAAAUAUAAUAAAAUAAAACUCUAACUAACAACUUUCUUUGCAUUCAUUUUUUCUUGACUAAACCCAGAAAUAGUCUGCCAAACAUUUGAGUAAGCAUAAAUUUGUGAAUUUUUACAACUGAGACUAAAUAGAACUAAGGAGAAACUGCUUCGCCCUAACACAGUAAUGCAGCGCCAGGCCUUGGGUAGUCUUGGUGCAAGACGUUUCUCGUUUUUCUUUCACGCACACCGCGGCCAAUUCACGAACAGCGCCUGCACCGACUCACCUGCCCCGGGGAGAAAUGUCUUGGCCCGUUUGCUGAUCACUUUGGAAAUUCCGAGCACAUUCCAAACAUGCACAAAGCAGUAGAGGUCGUAACUGACCCAGGCAGGUUGACU
Asterias rubens (European starfish) is the source of this 3069-nucleotide messenger RNA. Its product is annotated as hydroxyacid oxidase 1-like. The record is from RefSeq and is a predicted model, not a curated record. Gene Ontology annotation, molecular function: FMN binding; oxidoreductase activity. Bases 97 to 1176 code for a protein of 359 amino acids. The transcript has 8 exons. Lineage: Eukaryota; Metazoa; Echinodermata; Asteroidea; Forcipulatida; Asteriidae.